This is a messenger RNA of Fulvia fulva, 1119 nucleotides long. RefSeq lists its product as uncharacterized. NCBI's taxonomy places the organism in Eukaryota, Fungi, Ascomycota, Dothideomycetes, Mycosphaerellales, Mycosphaerellaceae. The transcript has a single exon. The record is from RefSeq and is a predicted model, not a curated record. The coding region runs from base 1 to 1119 and encodes 372 amino acids.
AUGGCUCCAAGCACUUCCCACAACAGCGACAACACCACAGGCGCCGUUAUCGACAGUGAUGCCACCGUCAACAUUGACCACGUCAAUACCGAUGGCAACGCCGCUCAGCGCCUGUCCAAAGUCGUUCCACCGCACUUGCGCUCGGCAGAGGACAAGGCCGCUUUCCGAGCCUCUCUAGUUUCUAAGGACUACGAGCCAAUCAGCAAGACCCAGAAACGCUUGCAAGACAUCUACGAGAAGCAGAGACUCUCGCCCUUCCGACCAGGAGUCCACAAGAGUACCACGCCAUCAGCCAAGCAACCAACUCGAGGUGGUGGUGGCGGCACAUGCUCGACGAAGCUCCGUGAGGGAGCUCACGGCAGCAGUCAGACUAUUCGAGGCGGAAGCGGGGGAAACAAGAACACCUACGGCACUGUCAUCAACCAGGGCGACUUCAAUUACGCCAGUGGCAGCAAGUCCACAAACAACAUCAAGGUCAACAAGGGAGAUUACACCAAGCCCUCGGCUCAGAAUAUCUCUCACGCUCAAAGCGCUCCACAGAAGAAGCCUACCUUGAAUGCCCAUGGCAAGGGAAAGGACAACGGCAACGUCAGCAAGCAGAGCGCCCCACGAGGCAAGCUAAGCGAGGAAGAGAAGGACCGCCGUCGCAAGGAGGGACACUGCUUCUACUGCGACAGUACAGAGCAUCAACUAGCCGACUGCACCAGGUUGAAGGCUCAGAAGAACACCAUACUCAUUAAGAGGCCAUCUGCCCAAGGCGGGGUCGAUUCGCGAUCGUCAAGCGAUCCCAACGGCCACACGCAUACUCCAGACGGCGGCGCAGCCUGGCUGGAAUCGGAGGAGGGUGCAAAGUAUGCGCAGAAGACUCGUGCUUGGGGAGACGCCACCAAGGCUCUGGUCACUCAGGCCGAGGGUCCAAAGACCGGGGCCGGCUACGCGGAGCGCCAGCAGAAGCUCGCUGAGAUGAAGAAGAGUGAUAAGGUUGAGGAGCCACGCCAGGAGAGGAUCACAUUCAGGAAGACUACUGUGGAGACUGUGAAUGGCAAGCUCGGAGGUGUGCGCAAAGCUGUGAAAGGCCAGAAGUACGAGGCUGUGGUGGAGGUGAAGGAGGAGCUCUGA